AUGAGCACAGAGGAUCUCAAUAUAGUGUCCAUCUGGGCAUAUAGUGGUCACUACAAACCAAGCACAGAGGAUCUCAAUAAUUUCAUGAAAUUUCUAGACGAAAAUGGAGUUAAUCUCAAAGAAAUUGAGAUGCGGCCAUUCACCAAAGAAGACUACCAUGAUGGUACAAUGCCUAAUGAAGCACAAAACGUUGUUGUUGUUACCAAUCCUUCGCAAGUGAUUCUCUCUACAGACACAAAGGAAGGUGGUGAAGGCAAGGAUGCUCCAACAGAACAAGCAAAGCUAACAUACCGUAGAACCUUGUCAGGUGGUCUACACAGCCCCAAAGGCACCGAUGUCCCUCAGAAGCCAAUUCUUGAGAGGAUUAAAUCCAAGAGUGAGACUGAAUCUUAUCAGCUUGGCCUCAAGUUAUCCCUAAAAUGGAGCACUGGAGCUGGCCCCAGAAUUGGAUGUGUGAAGGAUUAUCCAACAGAGCUUAGAAUGCAAGCUCUUGAAAUGGUACACCUACUAACAGGGGCAUCGACAGUACCACAUACGUCGUUGCUCGCACAAGCUCAAGAAUGUCAUGACCCGGCUAGCUGGUUAGAAGCCUAG
Molecule: messenger RNA, 594 nt
Organism: Miscanthus lutarioriparius
Lineage: Eukaryota; Viridiplantae; Streptophyta; Magnoliopsida; Poales; Poaceae
Source: the annotation of a GenBank genome assembly